This is a messenger RNA of Anopheles cruzii, 1713 nucleotides long. RefSeq names its product putative polypeptide N-acetylgalactosaminyltransferase 9. The record is from RefSeq and is a predicted model, not a curated record. Gene Ontology annotation, cellular component: Golgi apparatus. The coding region runs from base 1 to 1713 and encodes 570 amino acids. The transcript has 2 exons. NCBI's taxonomy places the organism in Eukaryota, Metazoa, Arthropoda, Insecta, Diptera, Culicidae.
AUGGCUGCAACACACUUUUGGUGCUGCGCUUUGAAAGUUCUGGUGGCGAUCCUUAUCUUCGCGAACGUGCUUUACUAUCGGUUCAGUGACUGGUACUACGUCACGGUUUUGACCAAUGGCCCUUCGCAAAAGAUAUCGUUCUUCGGCAGGCAAGACGCUGUAAACUAUUCCUCACUCCCUGGCCAUUUGGGGUCCGCGGUGGAGUUUGAUUUUUCGGACCAAGCGAUAGCGUCUCUCGUGAGCGGAAGCAUCGAGCGUUACGGAUUCAACGAGUACGCCUCGGCGUUGAUACCCCUCCGCCGGGUGCUGCCAGAUCUUCGCGAUCCAUGGUGUGAAGGUGACCGUGUGCAGCGCCAACGGCUGCCCCCGACGGCGAUCGUGAUCGUGUUCUACAACGAACCGUGGUCUGCGCUACUUCGGACCGUGCACUCGGUGCUCGAUCACUCGCCGGUCGAACUGGUCCAAGAAAUUGUGCUCGUUGAUGACUUUUCGUCUUUCCCUUUUUUGCAGAACGAACUCGAAGAGUAUUGGCGUCCGUAUCCGCAGGUUCGCAUCAUUCGUGCUCCCAAGCGGCUGGGAUUGAUCAGGGCGAGGAUCCUGGGAGCCAAGAGUACCAGGGCUCCGUUACUCACGUUUCUGGAUGCGCACGUUGAGUGUACCACCGGGUGGUUGGAGCCGUUGCUAGAUCAAGUGGAUCGCAAUGAAACUACGAUCGCCGUGCCACUGAUCGAUAGAAUCGAUGACAACGAUCUACAACUUAUCGUGAACGUGUCGUCCCAACUGGUUGGUGCGUUCGAAUGGGACCUCAACUUUGGCUGGUGGCAACGUUCGAUGUUGCCAGCCCGAAAUUCGGUCGACCGUGCUCCGUACGAACCCUUCGAGUCACCGGCGAUGGCAGGCGGUCUAUUUUCCAUUUCACGCCGCUUUUUCACCCGCCUCGGUUGGUACGAUGAAGGGUUCGGUGUGUAUGGUAUGGAAAACGCCGAACUGUCCAUCAAAAGCUGGAUGUGCGGAGGACGCAUAGUGGCCGUGCCCUGUUCACACGUCGCACACAUACGCAAAAGUUCCCAUCCGUUCAUCGGAGCGGCGCAACAGAAUGUUACGUUCCUGAACUCGGUUCGCGUGGCCGAAGUCUGGAUGGACGAGUACAAGCGGGUCGUGUUUGACGCGAACGGCAUUCGGCGAUACACGGAGGAGCUGUUUGGAUCCGUGGCCGAUCGGAAGGCAGUUCGGGCUGGUGCCGGGUGUCGCACGUUUCAGUACUAUCUCGAGCGGGCCUACCCAGAAAUGCCGUCACCGAUUGUCCCGGGACAGUUCCGUGGCGAGGUUCGCAAUGCGGCGCUUGGUAAUGGAACGUGCUUGACGGUGCGUUCGCUGGGAAACACACCCACCAUGGAAGAUUGCGGUCAGCAGAAACCAGCACAGUUUUGGGCCCACAACUUCUACCAGGAGCUCAACAGUUAUCGACGAUGUUUGGAAGCAGAACCUGUUCUGAAGAUCACAGCAUGCCACCGCCAUCGCGGUUCACAGGCGUGGAACUACAAUCCGGAUAGCAUGCAACUGCGGAGUAUCCCCAAGCAACAGUGUCUUUCGAUAGUCAGCGUGACAGAUAACCGCACGGAAUUGACAUUGGAACCGUGUGAGGAACACAAACUGGCACAGCAAUGGUACGCACAGCUGACGGAGUACGGGUUUUGGAAACAACUUCAAUAA